Molecule: messenger RNA, 825 nt
Organism: Brugia malayi
Lineage: Eukaryota; Metazoa; Nematoda; Chromadorea; Rhabditida; Onchocercidae
Exons: 6
Coding region: 1-825 (274 amino acids)
Cellular component (GO): cytoplasm
Source: RefSeq, a predicted model, not a curated record
AUGGGUGACGAUUUGUCACAGUUUUUUGCUAAGAAAUCUGCUAAAGUGAAAGAUAAGAAGAAAAAAGUAAAGCUGAGUGUCGAUGAAGUCGGUCAGGUUCUAGAAAGAAAAGCGAGACGGCAGGAAGAACGCGAUCGUGAAGAUGAGGAAGAAGAACGACGUGCCCAAGAUGAUGCUUCUUUUUUCGAUAAACGUCCAGAAGAUUCUGAAUGGCUUGAAUAUAAAGAUACAAAUAAAGAAAUUGCUCUUGAAGAACUCGGAAUUCGAGACAUGAAUCUAACUGAGCAAACUGAAGAAGCCAUGGAAGACGAAAAAGCAGCUACCAAUGAAGCCCCGAAAACGUGGAGUACUGCAGAGAAAAAGGAAUCUGAGGAAAUUCUAUCAGUGCCUAAAAAACAGACAACAGCUGUUUGGAAACCGCGUUGUUUGAUGCAAAAUAUUACCAGAGCGAGUGCAGUGCCAAAUAUUAACGAUCAAGAUUUAUUCCCAACUUUUGAAGCUGCAGAAAAAAUCGAAAAGCUAAAGAAGGAUGAUGAAAAGAGGAGACGAAAUGAUGGAUUUACAACAGUUUCAUUUGAUAGAGAUUCAUCAGGCCCUUGGACAAAUAAAGGAACUAGCAAUGCUUGGCAACAUGCUAGUGGUGGUGGUAUGUCAUCAUCGAAUGCUGAUCGUACCGCGUUGCUUUCAACAGUUAGACAAGUAACAUCAAGUGGGACACCAAAUCCAGUACCUCCGUCACAUCCACUUCAAACGAAUAACUCAAAUACUUAUAUUACUCCAAUACGACGACGCUUCCAGGGGAAUUUUACCAAAAAAAUGUCAUGA